This is a messenger RNA of Fusarium fujikuroi IMI 58289, 966 nucleotides long. RefSeq names its product related to lipase/esterase. Gene Ontology annotation, molecular function: hydrolase activity. Lineage: Eukaryota; Fungi; Ascomycota; Sordariomycetes; Hypocreales; Nectriaceae. The record is from RefSeq and is a predicted model, not a curated record. The transcript has a single exon. The coding region runs from base 1 to 966 and encodes 321 amino acids.
AUGACUGGUUUGAAAUAUGAUCCUGAAUACCUCAAAGCUCUCGGGCCCGUUACCAAGGGACCCAAGCCCGAGCCAUCCAGAUCUGUGUUUGAGAUCAGAAAGAGUACUGAAGAUGUCAUCCGGCGAGUCGUCACGAAUUCUCCGUACCCCGAUGGCGUGAAGGAGACCGUAUUCAAAGUCAAAAGUUAUGAUGGUGCCGAGAUUAAAGUCACCCGCUUCGCCUCAGAGGAGACGUUGGCCUCGGACAAGCCUACGCCAGCUGUGAUGUACUUCCACGGCGGUGGUUAUGUCUCUUGUUACGUGGGGCUGUUUGCGCCUCAAAUCGCCCGUUUCGCGAAUGAUUCAAAGCUUCCAUACUUCGCGGUGUCUUACCGGCUGGCGCCGGAACAUCCUGCUCCCUCUAGUGUCGAAGACGGGUAUGCGGCUCUUCAAUUUGUGUCGAAGUCUGCGGUAGAGCUCAACGUCGAUCCUAAGAAGAUCGCUCUGCACGGCGACAGCGCUGGUGGAGGACUCGCCGCGGGUCUUGCUUUGAUGGCGAGAGAUCGGCAGCUUGAUCCUCCGAUUGCGAAGCAGCUUCUCGUCUACCCGAUGUUAGACGACAGAGAUCAUGUUGAGAAAGACGAUCCAAUCCUUGACCUCAUGGUCUGGAAGCCUGACGGCGCCAAACUUGUAUGGAAUGCGUACGCCUCUGAGGUUCGACAGAAGGAUGAUACGCAAGGUUUAUCUUACGCGAUACCAGCUCGGGCUGAAACGCUGCGAGGCUUGCCUUCCACUUAUAUCGAUGUGGGAAGUCUCGAUUUGUUUAGGGAUGAGAAUCUGGAGUAUGCAAAGAGAUUGGCUAACGAGCAUGUUGAAGUCGAGUUUCAUCUUUGGCCGGGGCUGCCUCAUGGAUUUGAUGGAAUGAGAGAUAUCAGCUGGUUUGCGAGGUGCCGGGAAAGCCGAAUAAGUGCACUGAAAAGGAUGUGA